Molecule: messenger RNA, 1330 nt
Organism: Chenopodium quinoa (quinoa)
Lineage: Eukaryota; Viridiplantae; Streptophyta; Magnoliopsida; Caryophyllales; Amaranthaceae
Product: probable transcriptional regulator RABBIT EARS
Exons: 1
Coding region: 527-1225 (232 amino acids)
Source: RefSeq, a predicted model, not a curated record
AUUUCCAAUUGUCUUCUUUCAAGCCAUCUAUUUUAACCAUAGAAGGAUCAGAGUUCCAUCAAAGGCAUGACAGUUGCAUAAAUUCCUUCUUAUAUGUGGGACCAUACAAUAAAAAAAAUUCCAAAAAUAGCAAGUUGCACACACUUCAAGACCCCCUCAAACAGUACAACUCUUUUAGGAAACAAUGACUCAAAUAUAAGAAGCUAAGCUUCUUAAUUAACUUCCCAUCUACCAAAUUCAUAAUUAAGCAGCCUCACAAAAAGUCAGUCCAUUGACAUUUUCCCCCUAAUUUUCUCUCUCAUCUUUUGUUUUUCCCUAUUAAAUUCUCAUGUUACUUUCAUGCCUUUAAUAUCCAAUUAAAACACACUAACCAAAUCAUUUAAGAUAUGCCAAGUUUCAUUUAUAUCUAGCAACUUAGGUAAGUUUUUGUGGUACAAGCCAUCAUAUUAUUUUAUAAAACAACAUAUAUGUUUGAACAUUCUUGGAGAUGAUAUGAUCAUAUUCCAAGUUUCCAACAACAAAUACUAUGAAGAGAUUCAACCAAAAAUCAUGUUCUUCAUGGAAAGAUUAUCAAGAAGAAGCUGCCUUUGCUAAAGACGCGAUUCGUGGGAUCCAAGGAGGAUCAAUAAUAUGGCCUCAAAGAUCAUAUUCAUGUAGUUUUUGCAAGAGAGAGUUUAGGUCAGCUCAAGCUCUUGGAGGACACAUGAAUGUUCAUAGAAGAGAUAGGGCUUUACUUAAACAAGUCACCUCCAAUAAUAAUAUUGAUGAUCAUGUAAUCAUCAACCGGCCUUCAAAAUCAACGGUUGCUAUUAAUCCAUCUCAUCAGGUUUGUAACCCUAAGACUAGUAUAACACAUCUUAAUUUAUCUAGUAGGGUUUCUUCAAAUUCUGUAAUUAGUGGGGUUAAGAAAGUAAUUAGUAGCCCUAAUGAUGUCGUCGUUCAAGCUAAUAUGUCCAUGGGGUUGGAUUUAGCUAUAGGGACAUACCGAAAAGAAGAAGAUUAUUAUUAUUGUCAAGGAGAGUAUUUGAAGUAUAACAAGAGGUUUAAGAAAAAUGGUGAUUAUAAUGUUGUUUUGUUUCCAUUCUUUGAAGAGAAUAGGUGUUCUAAUGUUAAGGAUGAUAUCGAUUUACAUGUACCGGAAAAUUCAAGUCUUAAAGUUGGUAAAUCUAUGGAGGAGUUGGAUUUGGAGCUAAGACUUGGUGAACCACUUCAUAAAAUCAAGUAGCAAUUAAGCUAACUAUCAUAUGUUGAAUUUGGAAUUAGCUUGUAGUACCCUAGCUAUGUAUUCACAUUGAAUCGGUUAUUAUAUAUACAAAGUAUUAAUUAACUA